Amoebophrya sp. A120 is the source of this 1140-nucleotide messenger RNA. Lineage: Eukaryota; Dinophyceae; Syndiniales; Amoebophryaceae. The record is from the annotation of a GenBank genome assembly.
CUGCAGACUUGUGGAAAUGCUUAUUCGAUUUUUCGUCGAUUUGUCGAGCAAUUCGUGUAGAAGGUACAGCAGCGAAGAUCUUCGAUAGUUGCUUCUGUGUAGUAUUUCGAUUCUUUCACAGACUAGACAUUUGCCUUCUUCAGAUUGAGUGUGUGAAGAGCCCAGAGUGAAGCAGGCGAAGCAAGGUUGUAAGAAGAGCGACUACACCCGCUCUAGCGAUAAGCGAGCAUGUCGCCGCCCGUCGACCAUCGUAGUACUUGGCCGUAUUUCGGCCCCCGCGGUACCUGCAGCCUGCUGGUGUUGGUUGGCCUCAUUUCCGGAGAACCCGGCUCCGGGUUGAUGUUUGUAAGCGGGCUGCAGCAGAACACGAAGAAGCAGACGAUGAAAACCACACAACUCCGGGGCGCGGGGUCUUCCACCAAUCAUGAUGAAGCUGCCGCUGCCGCUCCCGCUGGCGACAUGGAUCCGGCCGAGCUGCCGAAGAAGCCCGAAGAUGAGUCGUCGACCACCGCUGCAACGACCCCAGCUACAACCUCGGCGUGCUGUGGUGGCGACACGGCUGCGCCCGCUGGUGGUGCGGCUACUCCGUCUACUGCAGUGGCCGCCGGCGGUUUGGAAGACGAGAACGACGGUAAGAACGAGGACAAAGCAAUGGCUGCCUCUGUUGCGGUUGCCGCGGAUGGUGAGGCCGCUGCGGAGAUGGUCGACACCGCUGGGAAGAACAACACCAUGGGGAACAGCACUGCAAUCAGCUACGAAGAGAUGGAGGCGGCGUGCCUGUACGCUGCGGACACCGACGGGGACGGGCAGGUCAGUGCGGAGGAGUGCCAGACCUUCUGCGAAGGCGGUCUGGAUGAGAGGACCGGUGUCCUCGCCGUGGAGUCGUCGUUCGUGCAAAGUGGGGAAGGUGCGGCAGGACCCACCGCGGCGCAGAGGCGGAGAAUUAUCUUCGGACAAAGAAUCAUGAGUCCCCUCUACGAAUACUGCGUAGCGGCGUGUGGGGGUGCGGGCCUACCGAGUCCAGAAGAAUCGAUGCGAAUGGGGGUGCGAGCCGGUGAGUGGGUGGACCAGCAACUGCAGCGCCAGGGUCAAGGAGCGCAGCAACAUGUGAACCCCGACGAAGUCAUCCAGCCCAUGUAG